Molecule: messenger RNA, 931 nt
Organism: Neltuma alba
Lineage: Eukaryota; Viridiplantae; Streptophyta; Magnoliopsida; Fabales; Fabaceae
Exons: 1
Coding region: 98-718 (206 amino acids)
Source: RefSeq, a predicted model, not a curated record
AAAUUCAAAAUCAUGUACACCACGAACCCAAGAGAGCAAGAAGAUCAUUGGUGAAGAGGAGGGUUAUCCAGACCGACAAGAACCAAGAAGCUUGGAAAUGGCGACCCUUACAUCACUAUCUCUAUCUCUCCCAUUCCCAAAACCCUCUCCACACUUUCCUUCUUCUCCUUCGCUCAAAACCCUCCUCCCUCACAGACCCAAAUGCUCCCGCUCCUUCACCGUCCGAGCUACCGAAUCGGAGCCAUCUACCUCCGAUUCAUCAGACCAAUGGAAAUCCGAGUCCGAACCCGAAUCAUACGCACCGACUUCCGACGAUGACUUCGACACUCGCAUGAACGAAUUCCGCCUCCGGUACCGGAGCGGAACGGGGAAGAAAGCGGAGAUGCGAAAGGUGAAGAAAUCAAAGAAAGGGACAGCGUCGGUGUCGGGAUCGGGAGUGUACCUGCCGCCGGUGCCGUUGAAGGAGCCAGUGUCGGGCGGUUUAAAGGUCGACAUGGGGUUCAGUCCGUACAGCGAGCGGCUCAACGGUCGGAUCGCGAGUCUCGGCCUGACGGCGCUGUUGCUGGUGGAGCUAGCGACGGGGAAGGGCGUGAUCAACUACCACACUCCGGCAAUUGUGCUGAUUCAGAUAUACUUCGUGGCGGCAGUUUCCGCUCUUUAUGUGAAGUACGAGAAGGAGAAGAUCAGUGUGUGGCCUCAAUCUUCACGUAAUGAAUGAUUUCUUUUUGUGUAAUUGCAUUAUAUAAUCAAUGCCUAUAGAAUUUCAUGCCUUCUUGUGCUUUUUUCGCUGACCAUUAAGUCACUAAGAUUACAGAUUCGUUUCUAUUUGUUGGUAGUUACAGUUAAUAAUACUCCAUAUUAUAGACAUUUGAGGGAGAAGCAAAAGUGUACAGUUUUCGUCGUAGAUAAUGUUUAGGGGAAAAUGACUAAA